Messenger RNA from Dichomitus squalens LYAD-421 SS1, 1057 nucleotides. RefSeq lists its product as uncharacterized. The transcript has a single exon. The annotation marks the transcript as partial. Lineage: Eukaryota; Fungi; Basidiomycota; Agaricomycetes; Polyporales; Polyporaceae. The record is from RefSeq and is a predicted model, not a curated record.
AUGCCCCAACUCGCCUCUACCUACCGCGCUGCCCCCGAAGACGUCCCCACCCCCCAGUGGUUCCUCGACCACGACUUCCACCUCUCCUUCCUCCACCUACCCGGCAAUGAAAUCGCCGGAUACGGCCAGACCUCCCAACGUCAAUACGUUGGGUGGCUCCUCCUCCAACCCAGCCCAGAAUUGCGCAACGUCCUGGAAUGGCGAUUUCGGGACGUCCCGCCCGCCAGUCACGCCUGGGCCAUCUACGGCGAGUCGGUCGUCACCCUCACCCACCUCCGGACCCUCGACUGGGACGUCGGCGAGAUCACCGACCCAUCUGGCCAACGACGGGCCUACGACACUGUCUCCCAGCUGCGGGCCACGACGAUCGCCAUGUCCGACCACGCCUUGGAUAUCGUUUGCGCCCCCCAUCACCUUUUUUUCAUAGCUGACCUCGUCAACCACAUAGAGCAGGUUGACCGCGAACGCGAGCGGACCUGGCUGGAGCGCGUCAUCGCCAACAACGACAGCCAUGCCGCCUCCCCUAUUCCCCCCACCCCGCCUCUGCCCGCCCCGGAAUGGGGGAACGCGGCUGACGUCUCCGGAUGGGGCGACACCAACGUCGACUGGAGCAACACUAACUGGGGGGACGUCCCCAUGGACGAGGCCGACAUGGAGUGGUCCUCCCCUAUACAACCUUCGCGCCGCUCCCCUCCACCCCGCGACUCCCCUUCCCCAACACUGCAGCACCUCCGCCCGAUGCCCGAUCGCCUACGCUCCGGCGCGCCCCCUCCGACCCGUACGCGCCCCUCUCCCCGCUCUCCCAGCCCCACCCCCCGCUCCCCGAGCCCCGUCGACGAGAACGAACCCCCGUUCACCAUGGUCGUCGACCCCGCGUCGCCCCUGGAGUGGCCGACCUCAACCGUCCGAACGGUCCUCGGCACCAUCAGCGGAGGCGACCUCACCGACACCACCGACCCCGACACCCUGUCCGCGCCCCCUGCCCCUCCAACCCCCCCGCUCCGCCAACCCAGACCCCGCACCCCCCUACCCCACCCCUGCCCUGGGCCCCGCCACU